AUGGUGUCCGCCGAAUUCAAUGAAAAAGCUGAAGCUGUCAAGAACUUGACUCAAAAGCCAACUGAUGAUGAAUUAUUGGAAUUGUAUGGUUUGUUCAAGCAAGCUACUGUUGGGGACAACACUACCACCAAGCCAGGUGCUUUUGAUUUCAAAGGUAAAUACAAGUGGGCUUCAUGGGACAAAUUAAAGGGUACCAGCCAAGAAGAUGCUGAAAAGCAAUACAUUGAAUUGGUCACAAACUUGAUUGCUAAAUACAAUUAG
Messenger RNA from Saccharomycopsis crataegensis, 261 nucleotides. RefSeq names its product long-chain fatty acid transporter ACB1 (gene ACB1). Gene Ontology annotation, molecular function: fatty-acyl-CoA binding. Gene Ontology annotation, biological process: fatty acid metabolic process. Lineage: Eukaryota; Fungi; Ascomycota; Saccharomycetes; Ascoideales; Saccharomycopsidaceae. The transcript is spliced from 2 exons. The coding region runs from base 1 to 261 and encodes 86 amino acids. The record is from RefSeq and is a predicted model, not a curated record.